Chelonoidis abingdonii (Abingdon island giant tortoise) is the source of this 3555-nucleotide messenger RNA. RefSeq names its product coiled-coil domain containing 175 (gene CCDC175). The record is from RefSeq and is a predicted model, not a curated record. NCBI's taxonomy places the organism in Eukaryota, Metazoa, Chordata, Testudines, Testudinidae.
AUGACUGUGAUAGAGAAAGUAGAGUUCUUUGAAAUUCAACUGAAAAAUGAAUCGUGUGCAUUCAGUGAAGAAGCUGUGCAGCACCUUGAAGAUGCUAUUGAAGCUAUUAAGAAACUGGAAAAAUUAAGAAGACAUACCCUUGAACUUCUAGAAGAGGAGACCAUAAAAAAUAGUAAUCUCCGUUUAAAACUCCAGAAUCUUCCAGAAAUGGUUACCAAGGAGUUGGAAGCUCUUGUUGCUGCAGCCCGUGAAUCCAGUACUACUAAGAUAACUGAAUUACAGACUGCACUGAAAAACAUCACGUAUGAAAUCGAAUUACUGAAUCAGAAACAAAUCCUUUGUGAAACCCAGAAUGCUGCUAUGUGUAAGGAGCAAGAGCGGCUGUGGGUCCAGCAUGAAGAAGCUGUAGACUUACUGAACCAGCAGAUGGCACAGAAAGCUAACACAAAUAUACUUUUAAAUGAGUUUUACAACAAAAAAAAGGAUGCAGAACAAGAAAUAACCAACCUAAUGAAUGCUGUAAAAGAAGUGAAAGAUGUUCUAGCUAAAGAAAUAAAAAUAUUUAAUGAUGAAAAAGAAAUGUGGGAUAGAAAGAACGCAGAGAUGAAAACAAAACUUGAUCUUCAGAAGGCAGAAACUUCAGGAAAAAAGGAUGAAUUUGAAAAAUUGUCCAUAAAGCUAUCGGCUGUGCAGUCUGAGAUAGCUCAAAAUACAGCGAUUAUUUUUAAUGAGAAAGUUCAGAUAGCACGACUGAAAGAAACAAACGAACAACUAAUAAUGGAAUUAAAACUUAAAAUGACAGAAAAGCUGGAACUCUGCGAAAGAAAAUAUAGCCUCGAUUCUGAUCUACUGCUUUUGCAAUCAAAAAUUGCCCAAGAAAGAGAGAAUCUAAAUAUUGAUAUAGCAAAGACUAAGGAAGAAUUAAGUACAGCUGAAGGCCUGAAUAGGAAACUUAAACAUGAAAAUAAAUUUAUAAGUAGCCAGUAUCGGAUAUUACUGGCAGAAGAGGAACACUCACAAGCAAAAAGGAACGAGGCAGCAACAGAACUUGAACGAUUAUCCAGUUGGCUGGAUGAAAGACUUGAAGUUCUGUCAACGCGUGUGGUGGAGGAGCAAAACUUGGAGGAUGAAGCUGAGAGACUCGAAGAUCUCUUUCAAAACGCUAAGGAUGCCUAUGCGAGAGAACUAGAGAAUCUAGAGCAAUGUUUAAAAAGAGAAAGUGAGAUGAGAGCUUUGCUUCAGUGGAAACAACUUCACCUAGCAAAGAAGAAGGAAGUCUUGUGGAUAACAGAGGAGAAAUUCGUGAAUGAAAUGAAUGUACGACUUGAGACUGGUAAAAAACGUCAUGCUGAGCUAAUUGCAGAGAAUGAGCAUUUCCAGAAAGAAAUUUUGCAGGCUGAAGAACAGGUCAAACACCUUAGUGAUGAUGUAAAUAAAAGGGAAGCUGAAUGUGAGACGUAUGAAAACAGCUUAACAGAAGACAUACAAUGGCUUGAGGAUGAUGUCCAAGCUAAAACUGAAGCUAUAUAUCAAAAAGAACAACAACUAAUUCUGAGCAUCCCUCUCAGAGAAGAAAGACGGAAAGAGUUGGAAGAGAAGCAUGAAAAAUAUGAAGAUUUGAAAAAAAUAGUCUCAGAACUAAAAGAUGACGAGAAAAGACUGACAAAAUCCAUUGAUCAGUCAGUCAGGAUGAUUGGUAAACUCAAGAAGAUCAUGGCUGAGCUAAAGAAUGAAUUAAGAAUAAAGCGUGACUUGGCAUUUGACCAGUUGAAAGAUCAUACGGAAGUUCUGAAGUUGCUAGAGAGGGACAUCUAUGAGGUCGACAGGAAGCUCGACAUUGUGAAGACAGAAAACUGCAGACUGAAAUUAUGCAAUUCACAGAUGAAAGCCGAUAUUUUGACAAUGAGCCAUGAAGCCGAAAACCACAAAUCAACAACAAUAAAAAUUCUGAGUGAUCUGACAGUCCUUCAUCAGCUUUUUCUGAAGGGAUGGUCAGAGGACAAUAGCAUUCAAAAGGAAUUUGUGGAGAAUGAGAAGGAAAUCCUGGCUGCAAUAGCAGAUCUUGUAAUGAAACUUCAUCAGAGAGAGAAAAAGAUUGAUUGUAUUAACAAAGGGCUACAAAAUAACUUUGAUGGACUGGAUUCUUUAUUAGAAAGUAAAUCCAGCACGGAACCCAAUGUUUCUGAAGGAUAGACCAUUGGAGUAAAAAGGAAAAGGUAAGUAUCUCUAUAUGAUCCCUAUGCUACAUUUACUUACAAUAAGCUAUGCUUUUAAUAGUCUACUGACUAAGAGAAAUUUUAGGAUUAAGAUAUAAGAUUCCCCAGUCUUAUCCAAAGACAUGCUUAUCAUUAGUGCUACUUGGGUUUUGUUUUCACAUUUCUUUUUGACAACUUAGGGCCAAACUUUUAAGCCUGGAGCCACACUGUCCAUGAACAGAAAUGCAUAUGCAAUUGCUCUGUUGUCAUUACCAUACCUGUGCAUGCAAAUGUACAUGGCACUUGGUCCAGAAACCCAGUCACCCAAAGUGCAUGUGCAAUCCCAGUAAUUGAGUCUGAAAAUACAGGUACAAGACUGUACAGAACACUUUUUUUUUAAAUAAAAGUCUGUUCCAAUACUAGCCAUGGGAGUUGGUAUUUUAAUGCAUAUAUCUAUCAGGGCCAUAUGUUCAGAAGCGCCUUAUGGUUCUGGCUACAUAAAAAAUGGGAAUGUUUGUAUACAAACAGAAAGGUGUACCGAAUCUCAUUAAGCAAAAUGCCUAUUUUCACACCCAAAUGUGUUUUCGCGUGUACCACUGUAGAAAUCCUUUUUGAAAUAAUGGAUCCAAUUUUCCAGUUAGACAAUAAUGUUAUUAGGACAAAAAUCCUAAAUCUUUUAAUAAGAGAAUAUACUACAUAGUUUGCAUCUGAACAAGGAACAGUGACAUCUGGAGGCAGGUAAGCUGUUGCAGAGUCCAAAACAAAUACUCUGAGUUAUCUGCAUGUUCCACAGUAUUGUCUCCUUUAACUAGCCCAGCUUUGCUUUGAGAGGUGAGCUCUCAAGCUACUCCCCAAUUCCCCACAGCCUAAUUGGGUAAUAGAACACACAGCAUACUACUGUGACUCUUAAUUAAACAAACACACUGACUGUUAUACCAGGGUAUACCAUAAUCAGUACAUUUUUAUCCUUCUCUGCCCUCUUUGUAAUUACUUCCAUAGGCUCAAGCAUUAAAACCAGGUCACUGAUCAACUUGCCCAAAAAGAGUUGGCUGGUCAAAAUAUCCUUGGGAAACGGCUGGUCAUAUUUUUAAAUCUGAAGCAGUUACAGGCUAUGUUGGUCACCAUGUGACUUCCCUUUGUGGAUUAAUGAUCAUUUAAGUGUUGUAGGAUGAUGGUUCUCAGUCUGUUUCAUACUUUCAGCCUUUCUUAUGCUAACACGCCUCUUGUGAAUACAUCCAUUCUAGCAUGUGUUACAUGUAAAAGUAAUACUAGGAGAGCAUUAGAGAAGAGCUGAACAUAUCCACUUAAUAGGACAGGGACAGCAACCUCAUUUCUUUCUCCGCGUGCAUAACUUAUAGAA